This is a messenger RNA of Psammomys obesus (fat sand rat), 2772 nucleotides long. It is a transcript of the gene Tpo, whose product is annotated as thyroid peroxidase. Gene Ontology annotation, cellular component: membrane. Gene Ontology annotation, biological process: response to oxidative stress; thyroid hormone generation. The transcript is spliced from 17 exons. Gene Ontology annotation, molecular function: heme binding; calcium ion binding; iodide peroxidase activity. Lineage: Eukaryota; Metazoa; Chordata; Mammalia; Rodentia; Muridae. The record is from RefSeq and is a predicted model, not a curated record. The coding region runs from base 1 to 2772 and encodes 923 amino acids.
AUGCAGAAUGUCAUUGCUGACCUAGCCAGCCCUGCCUGCAGAGUGAGAGCUCUUAGAGCUAUGGCAGUCAUGCUGGCUGUAUUGGGAACUGGAAUUUUCCUCCAUUUCAUCCUGAGAAGCAGAGAAGCCUUGUGGGGUAAGACUGUGAAGUCUGGUGUGGACAGCCUGGUGGAAGCAAGCCAGCUCAUGGUGGACAAUGCAGUCUACAACACCAUGAAAAGAAACCUCAAGAAAAGGGAAGUCCUUUCUCCAACCCAGCUUCUCUCUUUCUCCAAGCUGCCAGAACCCACCAGUGGGGCUGUGUCCCGAGCAGCAGAGAUUAUGGAAACAUCCAUACAAGCCAUGAGACGUGAACAAUCACAAUUCUCCACGGAUGGCCUAUCAGCAGACCUUCUGAGCACGAUCGCCAACCUGUCAGGAUGCUUGCCUUUCAUGCUGCCACCAAGAUGUCCUGACACUUGCCUGGCAAAGAAGUACCGGCACAUCACAGGGGCUUGCAACAACAGAGAUCACCCCAGAUGGGGAGCCUCCAACACAGCCCUAGCAAGAUGGCUGCCUCCUGUCUACGAAGAUGGCUUCAGUCAGCCCAGAGGCUGGAACCCUAAUUUCUUAUACAAUGGCUUCCCACUGCCCCCGGUACGGGAGGUGACAAGGCACCUCAUUCAAGUUUCAAAUGAGGCUGUGACUGAAGAUGACCAGUAUUCUGAUUUCCUGUCAGCAUGGGGACAGUACAUCGAUCAUGACAUUGCCCUCACACCGCAGAGCACCAGCACAGCAGCCUUCUGGGGAGGUGUGGACUGCCAGCAGACCUGUGAGAACCAAUAUCCCUGCUUCCCCAUACAGCUUCCCUCGAACACCUCGGGGACCACUGCAUGCCUGCCUUUCUACCGCUCCUCGGCGGCCUGUGGCACUGGGGAGCACGCGGUGCUCUUUGGCAACUUGUCCGCAGCCAACCCGAGGCAGCAGAUGAAUGGCUUGACCUCCUUCCUGGACGCGUCCACAGUGUACGGCAGCUCCCCGGGCGCGGAGAAGCAGCUGCGCAACUGGAGCAGCUCCGCGGGGCUGCUGCGUGUCAACACUCGCCACUUAGACAGUGGCCGUGCCUACAUGCCCUUCGCAUCCACCGCCUGCGCUCCAGAGCCUGGAGCCCCACAACCCACCCGUGCGCCCUGCUUCCUGGCUGGCGAUGGCCGAGCCAGCGAGGUCCCUGCCCUGGCAGCAGUGCACACCUUGUGGCUGCGUGAGCACAACCGCCUGGCUGCGGCCUUCAAGGCCAUGAACACACACUGGAGCGCUGAGACUACCUACCAGGAGGCUCGCAAGGUGGUAGGCGCGCUGCACCAGAUCAUCACCAUGAGGGAUUAUAUCCCCAAGAUCCUGGGUCCUGAUGCCUUCAGGCAGUAUGUGGGCCCAUAUGAAGGCUAUGACCCCACUGUGAACCCUACUGUGUCCAACAUCUUCUCUACUGCUGCCUUCCGUUUUGGCCACGCCACAGUUCAUCCACUGGUGAGACGGCUAAACACUGACUUCCAGGACCACAAAGACCUCCCCAGGCUGCAGCUGCAUGAUGUCUUCUUCAGGCCCUGGAGGCUUAUCCAGGAAGGUGGUUUGGAUCCAAUAGUGAGAGGCCUCCUGGCAAGACCAGCCAAGCUGCAGGUACAGGAGCAGCUGAUGAAUGAGGAGUUGACUGAGAGGCUCUUUGUGCUGUCUAAUGCGGGCACCUUGGAUCUGGCAUCACUAAACUUACAGAGAGGCCGAGACCAUGGCUUACCAGGCUACAACGAGUGGAGAGAGUUCUGUGGCUUGUCCCGCCUGGAGACAUCAGCUGAGCUGAACAAGGCCAUCGCCAACAAAAGCAUAGCCAACAAGAUAAUGGACUUGUACAAGCACACAGACAACAUAGACGUCUGGUUGGGAGGCCUGGCUGAGAAGUUCUUGCUGGGGGCCCGCACUGGCCCUCUAUUUGCCUGUAUCAUUGGGAAGCAGAUGAGGGCCCUGAGGGAUGGGGACAGGUUUUGGUGGGAGAACAGUCACGUCUUCACAGACGCUCAAAGACAGGAACUGGAAAAGCAUUCACUACCUCGGGUCAUCUGUGACAACACUGGCCUUACCAGGGUACCCGUGGAUGCCUUCCGUACUGGAAAAUUCCCCCAGGACUUUGAGCUUUGUGAGGACAUCCCUAGCAUGAACCUCAAAGUAUGGAAGGAGACCUCUCCACAAGAUGACAAGUGUGCCUUCCCAGACAAGGUGGACAAUGGGAACUUUGUGCACUGUGAAGAGUCUGGGAAGCUAGUACUCGUGUAUUCCUGUCUCCAUGGAUACAAGCUGCAAGGCCAGGAGCAGGUCACAUGCACCCAGAAUGGCUGGGACUUAGAGCCUCCUGUCUGUAAAGAUGUUAAUGAGUGUGUAGAUCUGACACACCCACCUUGCCACCCCUCUGCAAAGUGCAAGAACACCAAGGGGAGCUUCCAGUGUGUGUGCACAGACCCCUACGUGCUGGGUGAGGAUGAGAAGACCUGUGUAGAUUCUGGCAGGCUUCCUCGGGCAUCCUGGGUCUCCAUAGCACUUGGCGCUCUCCUCAUCGGUGGUUUGGCCAGCCUCACCUGGACUGUAAUUUGCAGGUGGUCACGUUCUGACCGGAAAUCCACAUUGCCAAUCACAGAGAGAGACGCAAGAGUGACCACCCAGUCUGAACUCAGAAAGAGUCCGGAGAGGGGGAUUUCGCCACUCAAGGCUGCAGCUCAAGACACUGGACAGGUCGUUAACUGGUAA